AUGUCAACAAUACCUGAACGUCCAGCUAAACGAGCUCGUACCGUUAAAACUGGUCAUGAUCUAGAUUCGGUUGAUUUUGAAACAAGUGAAGAUGUUGAAGUUUCACCAACAUUCGAUCAUAUGGCACUUAAUGAAAAUUUACUACGCGGUAUUUAUUCAUACGGUUUUGAAAAGCCAUCAGCCAUUCAACAACGAUCAAUAAGACCAAUAAUUAAAGGUCGCGAUGUUAUUGCACAGGCACAAUCAGGUACAGGCAAAACUGCCAUGUUUUCAAUUGCUAUGUUACAAAAAUUUGACCCAAACAUUCGUGAAACUCAGGCACUGGUUUUAUCACCCACACGUGAAUUAGCUCAACAAAUACAAAAGGUUGUUUUGGCAAUAGGUGAUUAUAUGAAUGUUCAAUGUCAUGCAUGUAUCGGUGGUACAAAUACAGCUGAAGAUAUGAGAAAGUUAGAUUAUGGACAACAUAUUGUGAGUGGAACUCCAGGAAGAGUCACAGAUAUGAUUAACCGUCGUUCAUUACGUACACGUCAUAUACGUAUGUUAAUAUUAGAUGAAGCUGAUGAAAUGUUAAAUCUCGGUUUUAAAGAACAAAUUUAUGAUGUUUAUCGUCAUUUACCACCAAAUACUCAAGUUGUAUUAGUUAGUGCUACAUUACCACACGAAAUAUUAGAAAUAACAUCAAAAUUUAUGACAGAACCCAUUCGUAUUCUGGUUAAACGUGAUGAAUUGACACUCGAAGGUAUCAAGCAAUUUUUUGUUGCUGUCGAAAGAGAAGAAUGGAAAUUUGAUACAUUGUGUGAUUUAUAUGAUACGUUAACAAUAACACAAGCUGUUAUCUUCUGUAAUACAAAACGUAAAGUCAAUUGGCUAACAGAAAAAAUGCGUGAAGCUAAUUUUACCGUAUCGUCAAUGCAUGGUGAUAUGGAACAAAAAGAACGAGAUGAAAUAAUGAAAGAAUUUCGAGCAGGUGAUACUCGCGUACUGAUAACAACGGAUGUUUGGGCACGUGGUAUUGAUGUACAGCAAGUGUCAUUAGUCAUUAAUUAUGAUUUACCGAAUUCUCGUGAAUUAUAUAUUCAUCGUAUCGGUCGUUCAGGACGAUUUGGAAGAAAAGGCGUUGCUAUUAAUUUUGUUAAAAAUGACGAUAUUCGUAUUCUUCGUGAUAUCGAACAAUAUUACAGCACACAAAUCGAUGAAAUGCCAAUGAAUGUUGCUGAUCUUAUUUAA
Messenger RNA from Didymodactylos carnosus, 1230 nucleotides. Lineage: Eukaryota; Metazoa; Rotifera; Eurotatoria; Philodinida; Philodinidae. The record is from the annotation of a GenBank genome assembly.